AUGGCUUCCCGGCCCAGGGGAAUCCCAGGGGCUGGGAACGUGGCGAGGGCCCAAAUACAGAUGCACCCCGGGGGGGCUCCGGUUCCCCGCAACACGCCGCCGCACGCCCCUGGGCCCCGGAGCCUGCCCCUCUUCGGGCCCGGCCCCACGGGACCCGUUCACCCAAAGGAACCGCCCGCAAAACCAAGCAGCCGGCCCGACCGGGGCCCAGAGAGCAGCCUCCGGCGGGAAGAUGGCGGCUCCGGUGACAGGAGCGAGACGGGCGGCGGCGGGUCCGAACUAGAGGAGAGCAGGUCCCCACCCUGGCCCCGAGGGCCCCCGGCCCAGGGGCAGCACCGGCAGGAAAGGGAGUUGUACGCGAGCCCAGAGUCGGAGAGGAGAGAGCGCCGAGAAGCCCUCGGGCUCGGCUCUCACCUGUCACAGCCGCCGCCGCUCCAGCUCCGGCUCCGGCUCGGGCUCCUGCUGCUGCUGCUGCUGCCGCCGCCGCUGCUGCUCCUGCGAAUGCCGCCGCCGCCGCCCGACCCCGGCCACGGGCGCCUCCGCCGCAGCCCCGGCUGCUCCCAGAGACCGCACCACACGCGGGGACCCGACUCCAAAUCCCCAACGCUCCUUCCCGUUCGCAUGAGAACCCACAGCCCCCCACUUCCGGGACUCCGGCGGAAGUCCCUCCCACUUUCCCUUCCCCACUCCUCCUUUCGAAUUUACCCACCCAGACCCAGAGACUGGCGGCCUCGGAGACCGGGAGAGCUUCACGUCAAGCGCGAGGCGGCGCGGCCAUUGGAGGACCUGCUCUCCCUCCCUUCCCCGCCCCCUCCCCACCGCCUAGUCCAUUCUGGUACUCCGCGCGCACUCCCAGGCCGGCGCUUCUGA
Phascolarctos cinereus (koala) is the source of this 870-nucleotide messenger RNA. The record is from RefSeq and is a predicted model, not a curated record. Lineage: Eukaryota; Metazoa; Chordata; Mammalia; Diprotodontia; Phascolarctidae.